Messenger RNA from Arachis duranensis, 957 nucleotides. RefSeq names its product brassinosteroid-responsive RING protein 1. The record is from RefSeq and is a predicted model, not a curated record. Bases 51 to 593 code for a protein of 180 amino acids. Gene Ontology annotation, molecular function: ubiquitin protein ligase activity. The transcript has a single exon. Gene Ontology annotation, biological process: protein ubiquitination. Lineage: Eukaryota; Viridiplantae; Streptophyta; Magnoliopsida; Fabales; Fabaceae.
CUCACUUCUCUCCAAUUCACAACACAACCUUCUCUCUCUCUCUCUACACAAUGGGGUUCCCCGUAGGCUACACGGAAGUCCUCGUCCCAAACAUCUUCCUCCGCCUCCUCACCUUCCUCGCCGCCCUCCGAAACCUCGUACUCUCCCUCUUCCGCCUCCUCGGCCUCUCUGAACUCCUCGACACUACCACCACCGACCCCUACCCUCUCUCUUGGACCCAGGCCCACCAGGCCCAAUUCCGGCCCACCGCCACCACCACCACAACUACCAUCCCUUCCCUCUCCGCUAUCCUCAUCCGCGAAUUCCUCCCCGUCAUGAAAUUCAGCGACAUAGCCGGCGCCGGAGAUUUCAUUCCGGCGACGAUGGAGAACGGAUGUGCGGUUUGCCUGAGCGAAUUCUCCGGGGAAGACGAGAUCAGGUGUAUGGCGAACUGCAGACACGUGUUCCAUCGCGGUUGCGUGGACCGUUGGAUGGACCACGAUCAAAGGACUUGCCCUCUCUGUAGGACUCCUUUCGUUCCCGAUCACAAGGUGAACGAGUACAAUCAACGCCUCUGGGAAGCUUCUGGAGUAGCGGAAUUCUACGCAGAUUAAGAAUGUGAUCUGCAUAGAACUCCCCUACUCCCUUCACCGAUCUAAAUCGCCGACACUAUAAACCAGUGUCGGCGUCUCAGAUCGGAUUAGUAGAGAUCCGAUAGCAAUCUAAAAAUAGAAACAAACUCCUUCCUACAUCUCCACUCUCAUUACUUUCCUCUUUUAAAAAAAAAUGAUUUAUUCAUUUUUUUUCUCUUAUGAUAUUUACAUAUCUAGAUUAGAUUUUUUGGAUGUAGGUAGAAUUUGGUGGUUGGAGAAGCUAGUGAAAUUUGUAUAUAGUUAAACAAAAAUUGAUGAAAUAAAAUGUAAGUGAUACGAGAAAUUGACAAGCUUUUGUAUCAACUGUAUACACUCUGCUUUUCAA